AACGUUUUCAAGGCAUUCAACAAAACAGAGAGGCUGAGAUUUACUGAAGCAUUUUGUUGUUUAGCUAGCUAGCUCACAACAACAUUUACAAAUAGCUCUACUUCCCAGAGCUAACUUUUAUGGCAUAAUGCUGGAUCAUUAUUUUGACAAACUUGGAGUCACAGGUGAAUAAAGGGACUGUUACAGGGCCACUAUGAGCCAAGCUGGGGAGCAGACCAACCCACCCAGUGGAGGAGGUGAGGAGGAGACUACUCCUUUAUCAGCCCUGGCUCCUGAUGCUGCCCUACAGGAGGAGAGCCUGGCCCUGGGCCCCACUCACGUCUCUGCCAGCCCAGCCUUCCAGUGCUUAGACCAGCUAUUCUCUACUGGGAAGAUCAGCGGGACCAAAGCAGCGAAGCUCAAAGCCAGUUUCAGCCUGCUCCAUGACACCUUGAAAAGCUCUCAACAGUCAGAGAUCCGGCUGCUGCAGGAGGCCAAGCAGUUCAGAGCAGAGCUGGAGCGCCAGCAGAGAGAUCUGGAGACGGCUGAGCAGUUCCCUGAGGGGCCGGACACAGAGGUCAGCCGCAUGAGACAGCAGCUCCUCAAGUUCCACAACGACCUGCGACAGGCAGAGGAGAGGGACUACCAGAUGAACUACCAGCUAGAGUGUCUCACAGAAGAGAAGCUUUGCCUGGAGAAAGAGUAUGAGUCUCAACCCAAACCAGUUGAGCUGGAGAAGCGUGCGAAGGCCCUGAAGGACAGCAGUGAGGAGCUGAGGAAGGAGGUGUCUCAGAGGAGACAGGAGAUACACAGCCUGCUGGAGGACAUGGAGGCCAGACACAAACUGAUGACCAGGGAGCAGAGAGAACUGGACCACAAGAAGGACAGCAUAGUAAACAACCAGGCUGAGUUGGCCCAGCUUCUGUCUGUGCCUGGCCAGUUGGGGAAGGAGAUUGAGAGGAUCAACAGGAAAAAGAUGGAGGUUGAGAAAAGUAAGGCGGCCCUAGACGAGCAGCUGUCUGAGGUGGCGGCUCUGCAGAAAAUGACGGAGGCCCGCUGUCGCUCCCUGGAGGAGGAGAAGAGGGAGGUGAGGAGGCAGGUGGAGGGGCGCAGGGCACACCUGGAGGCUGCCGAGAGGGAACACAGCAUGCUGCAGAAAGAGCAGGAGAUGACCAAGGAGAAGGAGGUCAUUAUGAUGGGACAGAGGUACAGGACUGGCUGCAGACAAUGUCCAUGUAUCUACUGGAGGCAUCACCAGGAGACAGGCCAGUGCAUCAUGGAGAGGAAGGAGGCCAUGAGCAACACCCAGCAGAGAGGACCGCUACCUCCGCCUUUGUGCAAGGAGGACCAGGAGAGCACUGCAAGAGCCCCGCAAAAUGACCUCAGCAGGCUCAGCAAACUGCAUUUCACAGUUCAUACACUAACACCAAACAGGCCCACAGUGUUCUGGUCCACACUCAGCUACUGCAUGACAAGACCAAGUCUAGAGUUAGUUCACAGUUCACACACUAACACCAAACAGGCCCACAGUGUUCUGGUCCUCACUCAGCUACUGCAUGACAAGACCAAGUCUACAAGGGAUGUCAAACCCAAAAGUGACAGGAUUCUGAAGACAAGACAGGAGAUACAGUUAGAAGUGGACAAGCUGAAGAGAAACUUGAUUCAUCAGCAACCAGUAGCGGAGGUGGAGACCCAGCUGAUAGAACAGUGUGUGGAACAGGAGCAGGAGCUGAUGAGACAGUCUCACAGACACAGAGAGGAGCUCCACACCCUCAGCUGUCUGACUCAGAUCAAAGCUGAUGAGAGAGAGCAGAAGUCCAGGGACCGCCACAGGGCUGAGCAAAGAUACCAUCGCAUCAAGCAAGAGCUGAGAGGCAAGAGUCUGGUGAUCCAUGAACUCAAGAAGCAGAACCAGGAGGUCCAGUCCAGGCUUGGUGUGUUUGCCAAGCUGUACGACAACAUCAAGGGUGAUAGGAACAAGUGUAUGAACCUGAUCCAGAUGGCCUCCCAGAGAACGGCUGAGAUGAGAGAGAAGUUCAAGAUCCUGGACAACGAGAUUGAGAUCCUCAGAACCAACGCCAUCAACAAAGAGAAGCUGCUCCAGAAGUCCCGUCUGAAGCACUUCCACAGCCACACCAUCAGAGACAGCCUGAGGAACGAUAUCUCCAAGGUGACCCUGGUGCUUCAUGAGAUGAGACAGAAGAGGGAGGAGCAGAAGCUGAACUUGGGCCGGCUGACCCACAUGAUCAACUACCAUGAACAGAACCUGCUACAGAUGAGGAAGAGCCACGACAACGCAGUGCAGAGUCGCAAUGACAGAGGGGUACAGUUGCUGGAGCGUGAGGAGGAGAUGUGUAUUUUCUACGAGAAGGUGAAUGUUCAGGAGGGCCUGAUCAGAGACGGUAACAUAGAGAUGCAGGCGCUGGAGGAGGAGACGCGCUGCCUGCAGAUGAUCACCAAGGAAGAAGGAAGACAGACAGCCCUCAGCAGGAAACUGGUGCCCUGCCAGAGGAGACUGAAGGGAGAGAGCACCAUGCUGCAGAUACAGCUGGCAGAGUGUAAGGAGCGUAUGCUGGAGCUAGAGAAGGCCUUGGAGGAUCCAGGACAGGAGAACAGGGCCAGAGAGCUGGAGGGGAACGACCCAUCUCCUGUUGAACUCAUCCAGAAGAUAGAACAGCUGGAGGUUGGCUUGGCGGAGCGGGAAGAGCUGCUCCUGGAGAAGGACUUGGUGUUUGAGCAGGUGACCCGGCUCUCUCAGCGAAUCAGAGCUAAGGCCGAGAACGGCAAGCAGGACACACUGCAGCUAGCCAAGAAG
This is a messenger RNA of Oncorhynchus tshawytscha (Chinook salmon), 2794 nucleotides long. It is a transcript of the gene ccdc146, whose product is annotated as coiled-coil domain containing 146. The record is from RefSeq and is a predicted model, not a curated record. Gene Ontology annotation, cellular component: cytoskeleton. NCBI's taxonomy places the organism in Eukaryota, Metazoa, Chordata, Actinopteri, Salmoniformes, Salmonidae.